AUGUUCUGGAGCUUGAGUCGGCUCACGGAGCCGGCGCUCAAGCGGCUCUACAAGUUCGUGCUCAAGCGCGUGCUGGGGCAGUUCCUCCUGCAUGACCUCGACCUCAACCAGCUCCAGGUGCACCUUGGCCAGGGCACGCUGCACCUCGUUGAGCUCGAGCUCAACACGACGGCCAUCAACGCGCUCCUCGUGGGCCUGCCGUUCCAGAUCAAGCGGGGCUUCCUUGGCUCUGUGCGCGUCCAAGUCUCGUACACGAAUCUUGCCAACGAAAGCUGCAUGGUCGAGAUCGACGACGUGGACAUCGUGCUGGAGCCAACGUCCGGGGCCGCCCCGGCGCCCAUGACGCCGCCGGCCACGCCACCGGCAUCGAGCGCGCCGCUGACGAACGACUACGAGGCUGACGAAGUGUCUCAAGAAGGCCUCGACUUUGUCGCGACGUGGAUCGAGCGCGUCACGUCCAAGAUCAAGAUCACGCUCGCGAACGUCUGCGUGUCGUUCGAGGACCCGCUGCACUGCCCGUGUGCGCUCAUGCUCCGCUUGCAGUGGCUCGAGGUCUGCGACGAGACGCCCAUGGACAUGACGAUGACCGCGAGCACAUCGAUGGCCGCGUCGACCGCCGCGCUCUUUGGCGUGCUGCACAAGAGCCUCCGCGUGAAAGGCUGGCGCAUCGAGCUCGCGCAUCUGAACCGUGACAGCAUGGAGAACGAGUGGUCGGACGACGAGAAGAGCGCGGCGUGCACGGUCGUCCCGAUCCUUGUGAGCCCGCCCGAGCACGUGACGUAUAUCCAGCUCAAGCAGGCGCAAGUGCCCACGCUUGGCCUCCCUGACGUCGACGUCGACGUGUUUGUGCAUUCGGUUGGCAUCGUCUUGCAGCCGUCGCACGUCGCGCAGCUGCACGAGAUCCUCUCGACCUUUACGCGCCCGCCGUCGACGUCGCCGAAGCGGGCGUUUGCCCCGACGACCGCGUCGUUGUACCAGUCGGUGUGCGACCAGCCGCCGACGUGGCUUCAAGACACGGCGGGCGACGACGCGCCGGACGGGGCGUUCACACUAUCGCUCACCGAGUUUCAGCGCAUCGAGCGGCUCUUGCAGCAGUACAAGGAGAGCCACGACGAGCUCCGGCAGAGCGCGCUCCUCGCGAGGGACCGCCCGUCCUCUUCCAUCCAUCACGCGCCACCCAAGCUGCGGCCGAUGCGGCACAUCUCGUCGGCCGAGUCGGUCGACAGCGUCGGGCUCUCGGACCUCGACGACGACGACUUUCACGACUGCGCUUCUGGUGCGUCGCUCCUCGCGUCGAGUAUGUACCAAAGCGCGCUGCCUGCGCCGUCGGACCAGCCGGACGCGACCAAGGUGCUCACGAAGUGCAAGCUCCACGUGGCCCACGUGCAAAUCUCGCUCUUGUAUGAAAACGUCAUUGAUGACGAGCACCCGUCCCACGCGCCGCCGACCGACCUCCCGGACAUAGCCGCCCACGAGCGCCUCGAGGUCUGCAUCCAAGACGCUGUCGUUCAGAUCGCGCUGUUGCCGCGCUGGAUGAGCUGCUCGCUCUCGCUGCCGACGCUAACGGUCGACGAACUCAUUUGUCCGCGGCUGUCGCUGGACGCGAUGGACGCUGGCGCGCUCCUCUCGAGUCGCAUUUUGCAGCUGAGUGGUGCUGAGAAGGACGUGGUACUCUACUACAAGGUCGAGGACGACGGCACGUCGUCGUGCACGGUGCACUGCCAGCCAGUGCAGCUCGAGUACGACAUGUACAUGCUCCAGCGUCUCCAAACGUUCUUGUCGACGCUGGACGCGUUGGCCAAGACGCCGCCACCGUCCGUGACACCGCCGACGUCACCGCCCAUGACGCUCGAGGUGCAUGUCCCGCUACUGCGCGUGCACGUCCGGUUUCCACUGGUCCCGUCGGACCCGAUCCGCUUUGGCCCGUCCUCGAACCGCGGCAACUGCGAAGAUCUCUUGGUGCUCGAGCUCACCAAGCUCAAGCUCUCGGCACGCUCGCUUGUGUGCGACCACCUCCGCGUGCUCUUGCACUACCCGAUGGACGGCGACCAGCGCUCGCUCCACCGGAUCACCGAGACGAUCUGCGACAGUACGAGCAUGCCAGGCGGCGUCUCGAUCGACUUUGCGCUGCAGGCACCGACCCACGACGACCUCCAAGCCGCACACGACCUCAAGGCCAACCUCCGCGACACGUUUGCGAGCGACGCGUCGCUCGAGAAGGGCCACGUGGGGUCGCACGACGGCGCCGAGCCGGGGCAGCAGGCGCAAGCGCUUCAGGCCGUCGCGAUCGCCGCGUCCAUGUACCAUGUGACGGUCACGGUGCCGUCGGCGACGAUCACGCUCCAAAAGGCCGCGUACGACCGGCUCAUGAUCCUCACCGAGGCGCUUCUUUCGAUCAACCCGGUCGACAUCACAGGCCUCUCGCGAACGUCCGUGCUCUCGCCGUGCUUUAUGUCGCUCGACGUCCACCUCCAAGAAGGCACGUUGGUACUGCAGCCGUCGACGACGACGGCGGCAACGUACUCGCUCGCGUUUACGCAGGCGCACGUGUUCCAGGUGACGCAGUGGCUCGGAUCGCUGACGUCGCGCAUGCAUGUGUCGGUGACCGACCUCUCGCUCUUUGAGGCGUCGACGCCGAUCCUGUACAAGACGUGCUGGGGCGUCCCGAAGCCGAGCCCGGUGCUGCUCGUGCUCAUGGAGACGACCGAGAUCGCCGAGGACAUGCGCGACAUCAGCUUGCAGCUGCACUUUUCGCACAUCACGUGGCGCUACGACAUGCACUCGAAUUGGCUCGACGACUGCCUCAGCGUGCUUUUGACCGAGUACCCGCGCGCGAUCGUGCCGCUGGACACGCCCAGCAUGGCGACGCACGCGAUCGAUCGCACGCAGACGCCGGUCGCGCUCGCCGUGCCGCUGAAGACGGUCUUUACGAAGCUCAUGCUGCAGUGCUACCACGGCGUGAUCGACUACGCGCCAGCCGGCAUCGACGCCCGCGCGCUCCUCGUACUCGGCAAAACCGCGCUGAGCUCCAACCUUGUCACGAACGCCCAAGUGCAAGGCUACAAGGUGUCGGUGGCCGAGCUGAGUUUGUUUUGCCACCCGAGCCGCCCGGAAGCGGUGUAUGCGCUUGACGACCAGUGGCUGCGACGCACGCUGCCGCGCACGGACGGCUCGAUGCAGGAGACGAUCGAGCACCUCGGGUUUCUCCAAGUCGCGUCGCUCGACUUUGCCGACGUGUUUGUGCGCGUGAGCGACGCGGUCAACGAGACGCAGCUGCAGCUCGAGCUCUGCCUCGGCACGAUCCAGCUCAAGGUCUGCUUCGAUUCGUUUGAAACCUUGGUGCUGGUCGGCGGCACAUGGUGGGACGAGUUUGCGUCCCAGGCCUCCCCUCUGGACGAGACAAGCGAGAUGAAGCGCGACGCCGGGCCCGUGCCGCUGUCGCCAACGGGAGACCGUGCGCCGCUCAACAUUAUGGAGCAAAUCGAUCUGCACAUGUUCAACAAGCCGAUGAAGGCGACCGUGACGGACACGGAAGCUCGCCUGCUGCACAACCAAGUGCGCGAAGCCAAAAAGCCGGCGGCAUCGCGGGCCAAGCCGCUCGUGAUCGAAGACUUCUUCUCGGGCGACGCGCCGCGUCCUUCGGUGAAUGAGAACCCGUGGUUCACGUCCGAGCCGACGCCCGUACCGCGCCGCACCCCGUCGCCCGUGCUCCAUGAAGCCAGCGCCCGCUGGUUGCCAAAGGAGUCGACCAAGCACCCGUCGUCGCCAACCGUGGCGUCGUCGUUUGAAGCCGUUGAGAGUGACGACGACGACGACGAGGGUGGCAUGGACCAAGGCACCCUGUCGCUCGACGACCUCCUCACGAUGAGCCUGAGCAUCAACGAUACCGAGGAAGUCGAGCUCGAGAUGAACUUGGAUGGCGACAUGCGCCUCGAGCUCGACCGACUGCUGCUCGCGGACGCACAAGAGAUGACCGAGGACGAAGAGCUGAGCCCCAAAGCCGCCAGUGUCGUCGACAUGGCGUCCCCGUUGGCAUCGCCGACGCACAAUGAAAACACGGCGCGGUGGUACGACGACGACGCGACGCCGCCGAUCUACAUGCACCACAUUGAGAUUCCAAUCAGCGGCACGGCGGCGGCGCUCUCGUUUGGCGAGAAAGAGCUCGCGUGGGCCCACGAGACGCUCGCCAAGGAGUGCGCCCACCCGAUGCCGACGCCCGUGCUCAUCAAGAGCAUCCUGCUCCGCGACUUUAACGUGCAGAUGCGCCUUUUCGGCGGCUUUGACUGGGCGACGACGUCGACGCCGCCGAAAGCGCCGGUCGUCCCGAGUACAGUGGCCAAGCCCGUGAAGAAGACGCAGCAACUGUUGGACGCGCUCCUCGACAACUAUGUCGACGAGCAUGCGCGCAGUGCCAAGCCGCGCGUAGGCCGUCCGUCGACGAACCGCAAGACGGAAGAGAUGCUCGAGCUCAGCCUCACCAACAUCAAGCUCCGCCUCGACUUGUACGAAGAGAGUUUGGCGCAGCCGUUGGCGUCCAACACGGUGCUCGCGAUUGGCGACCUCGAAGUGCUCGACUACAUCAGCACGUCGCAGAUCCGCAAGCUACUGUGCUACUGGAAGUCCGACACGCUGCACCCGCGCGAGACGGGCACGCCGGUCUUCCACUUGCAUCUGAUGACGCUGCGCCCGGACGCGCUACACCCGGCCCCCGCGCGUCUCCGGAAGAGCACCGGCUCAAACUCAAGCUCCUUCCGCUGCGCAUCAACCUCGACCAAGACGAAGCGAGGCGCCAUUGCCGGACGCCCCGUCGCGUCGUCCGGCUUGGUGUCGCUCCAGCCGCCGACGCUUGUGCUCGCCGAGGGCGACGUCAGCAGCGCGGCCGCGUGGUUCUUUCAAAGCGUCGAUAUUCGCGCGUGCAAGAUCAAGAUUGACUACCGGCCGCAGCGAGUCGACUAUGAGGCGCUCCGGGCCGGCGACUACCUCGAAGUCAUCAACCUCUUUGUCCUCGAAGGCAUGGAGCUGACGCUGCGUCACAUCAAACUCACGGGCGUCGAUGGCUGGGACGCGCUCGGCCAUCAAACGCUUCUCUCGUGGGUCCAGGACAUUUCGCGGCACCAGAUCCACAAGUGCCUGGCGAGCGUCGUGCCGAUGCGGUCGAUCACCAACAUUGGUGCGGGCGCCGCCGACCUCAUCUUGCUGCCCAUGGCUCAGUACGGGAAAGACCGACGCGUUGUGCGCGGGCUGCGCAAAGGCGCCAAGUCGUUUUUGAAGUCGGUGACCAUCGAGACGCUCAACACGGCGUCGCGCGUGGCCCGGGGCACGAAGGCGCUGCUGGAGCAUGCGGACGAGCUUGUCAAGAUGGCCAACAACAAGCAGGACAAGCAGACGCGACGCAACGAGGCCAAGGCCAAGCGCCGCAGCAAGACCGCCACGAGCGCCAACUCGGUCGCUCUCUCGCAUGCGCUGAGCCGCAGCCAGGUCAAGCCCGCGGCCGCGCCCGGCAUUGCGCCGCCCAAGAUCAGUGCGGCCAAGGCGCUCGCCCGCCAGAACCUCAAGAUCAAGCAGAAGGAGCUGCGCCAGGGCCUCGUGCACAACAAGCGCAACACGGCCGCGGGCCUGAGCCUCGAAGGCCUCCUCGGCAAGGCGCAGACAGAGAGCCAAAAGUACGACGCGACCGAGGCCGAGCGCAUUGCGGCGGCCGACGAGUUUGGCCGCGAGCUUAUCCUCAACGACCACUCGCGCAAGCAGUACAUGAAGGAGCUCAAGAAGGUCGUCGAGCGCGCCGACGUCAUCCUCGAAGUGCUCGAUGCGCGCGACCCAAUGGGCUGCCGUACCAUGGACAUGGAAGACCUUAUGCGCUCCAAGGGCAAGAAGGUCGUGCUCGUCCUCAACAAGAUUGACUUGGUGCCGGCCGAGACGUUGCAGCCGUGGCUCGCGCACCUCCGGACGUCCUACCCCACGAUCGCGUUCAAGGCGUCGACGCAGGACAAGAACAUUUCGUCGAGCGGCAUCUCCAAGGGCGAGAAGGCCCAAGGCAAGCUCAUGACGGGCAGCCGCGCCGUCGGCACGGAGGCGCUCAUGCAGCUGCUUAAAAACUACUGCCGCAGCGCCAAUAUCAAGACAGCGAUCACCGUCGGCGUCAUUGGGUACCCCAACGUCGGCAAGUCCAGUGUCAUCAACUCGCUCAAGCGCUCCAAGGCGGCGAGCGUCUCGUCGAUCGCCGGGCAUACCAAGGUCAUCCAGGAGAUCCAUUUGGACAACAAGAUCAAGCUCAUCGACUGCCCCGGCAUUGUCUUUGACACGUCCGACUCGCAGCGCCUCAUCUUGCGCAACUGCGUCAACGCCGAAGCCUUUAGCGACCCGAUCCCGGCCGUCGAAAUCAUCCUCGGCCGGUGCUCGAAGGAGCAGAUCCAAGCCCUCUACGACGUGCCGGCGUACACGGACACGAUCGAGUUCCUCGUGCACCUCGCGAUGGCCCAAGGCAAACUCGGAAAGGGCGGCAUUCCGGAUCGCAAGGCCGUCGCGCGCACGGUCCUCCAAGACUGGAACCGCGGGAAGAUCCCGUUCUUCACGCCGCCGCCGGCCAUCAAGGACACGCGUCUCGACGACGGCGUCAUGAUCGUCAACUCGUUCUCGGCCGACUUUGAUCUGGACCAGGCGCUCAACCCAACGACGUACCUCGACACGGCAGACGACGGCGGCGACGACGUCGAGAUGGCCCCGCUCCCGGGCAUGGCACCGGCCAAAACUACGACGACGACGGCUGUGGAUGCGACGGUCGACUCGGACUCGGACGACGAUGACAUGGACGACGACAUGGACGACGACGACAAUGACCACCGCCACGAGACGCAGACGCACCACGCGCCGCGGCCCAAGUUUGCCGAGGACCGGCUCAACCCGCAGACGGCGCUGCUCGCGCGGCGAAAGGCCAAGUCCCUCCGCAAGCAGAAGCGCAAGGACGCCAAGCAGCAGGUUGGCGCCGGCAUUGAAGACGACUUUUGCAGUCAGCUCGACAACUUCAACAUGUCGGGCUAA
Saprolegnia parasitica CBS 223.65 is the source of this 7038-nucleotide messenger RNA. RefSeq lists its product as hypothetical. Gene Ontology annotation, cellular component: phagophore assembly site; extrinsic component of membrane. Gene Ontology annotation, biological process: piecemeal microautophagy of the nucleus; autophagy of mitochondrion; reticulophagy. Gene Ontology annotation, molecular function: GTP binding; phosphatidylinositol-3-phosphate binding. The transcript is spliced from 8 exons. The coding region runs from base 1 to 7038 and encodes 2345 amino acids. NCBI's taxonomy places the organism in Eukaryota, Oomycota, Saprolegniomycetes, Saprolegniales, Saprolegniaceae. The record is from RefSeq and is a predicted model, not a curated record.